AUGGCGCUCACCUCCCAGAGCCUCUUCUUCACCCCGUCGCCCGCCGGGCCUUCCCGGCGAGGCCGGGGGCGCCCCGUCACCAUGUCCGCCGCCGCAUCGCACAACUCGCAACCCCGAAACAACCCCUUCGCCGUCUCAUCCUCCGCCCCCAAAUCCGAAUCCAAUACCUCCAAAACCGACCUCGCCCUUGGCUCCGCCAUCGCCGCCGCCGCCUCCGGCGCUUUCCUCCUCGCCUCCUCUGGCGGCUUUGGGGGCGGCCCCGGGGGCCCCCUCGGCGGGGGAGGCGGAUGGGGCGGCGGCGGCGGCGGCGGCGGUGCCGGUGGCGGGGGCGGCGGGGGCUUCUGGUCGCGGAUCUUCUCCGCCGGCGCGGCGAAUGCCGACGACAAGUCGUCGUCCGACUGGGACCCGCAUGGCCUCCCGGCCAACAUCACCGUGCCGCUCUCGAAGCUGAGCGGCUUGAAGAGAUACAAGUUGUCGGAGCUCAAGUUCUUCGACCGUGCCGCCCCUGGCGGAGGUGGCGCCACGGAUGCCGGGCCAGAGGAUUCCUUCUUCGAGAUGGUUACCCUGCAGCCAGGCGGCGUGUACACCAAGUCGCAGCUUCUGAAAGAGCUCGAGACGCUAGUCUCCUGCGGCAUGUUCGAGCGGGUUGACCUAGAAGGGAAGGCCAAACCUGACGGCACCCUUGGCCUCACCGUCUCCUUCACAGAGAGCGUCUGGAGUGCAGCCAAGCAGUUCAAGUGCAUCAAUGUUGGGCUUAUGGCGCAGUCCGGCCAGGCUGACUUCGAUCAGGACAUGACUGAGAGGGAGAAGAUGGACUACCUUCGGAAGCAGGAACGGGAUUACCAGCAGCGUGUCCGCGGUGCCAUGCCGUGCAUUUUGCCAGAGUCCGUCCGAGGGGAGGUUCUGGCAAUGAUGAAAAAACAGGAGAAGGUGAGUGCCAGGAUGCUGCAGAAGAUCAGGGACCAUGUUCAGAAAUGGUACCACAAUGAGGGCUUUGUAUGCGCACAAGUGGUGAACUUUGGAAACCUUAACACCAGUGAGGUUGUGUGUGAGGUGGUCGAGGGGGACAUAACCAAAGUGGAGUACCAGUUCCAGGAUAAGCUAGGGAAUUUUGUGGAAGGGAAUACCCAAAUUCCUAUCAUCGACCGGGAGCUGCCCCAGCAGCUUCGACCUGGUCAUAUCUUUAAUAUUGGAGCAGGAAAACAAGCUCUGAAGAAUAUAAAUUCGCUCGCUUUAUUCUCCAAUAUAGAAGUGAAUCCACGUCCCGAUGAGACAAAAGAAGGUGGUAUUGUUGUUGAAAUUAAGCUUAAGGAACUAGAACCAAAGUCUGCUGAAGUAAGCACAGAGUGGAGUAUUGUACCUGGACGUCAAGGCAGACCCACCCUGGCAUCCAUUCAACCUGGAGGAACUGUGUCAUUUGAGCACCGCAACAUCUAUGGUCUUAACAGAUCCAUUGUUGGUUCUGUGACAUCCAGCAACCUGCUCAACCCUCAGGAUGAUCUUUCAUUCAAGCUUGAAUACGUCCAUCCUUAUUUGGACGGUGUGGAUGACCGUAAUAAGAACCGCACCUUCAAAACUAGCUGCUUCAACACCAGGAAAUUGAGUCCUGUCUUUGUUGCUGGCCCCAAUAUGGAUGAAGCUCCACCUGUCUGGGUUGACCGAGUUGGAUUUAAAGCCAACAUAACAGAGAGCUUCACAAGGCAGAGCAAAUUCACAUAUGGCCUCGUGGUGGAAGAGAUUACAACACGUGAUGAAACCAACAGUAUCUGUACACAUGGUUCUCGGGCAAUGCCUAGUGGCGGCUUGAGCAUGGAUGGACCUCCCACGACCCUCAGUGGUACUGGUGUAGAUCGAAUGGCAUUUCUACAAGCAAAUAUUACUCGAGACAAUACAGAAUUUGUAAAUGGUGCAGUCAUUGGUGACAGAUGUAUUUUCCAGUUGGAUCAAGGUCUUGGCAUUGGAAGCAAAAGCCCACUCUUUAACCGUCAUCAGCUUACAUUGACAAAGUUCAUUAAUUUAAAUAAUCAAGAGAAAGGUGUUGGCAAGCCGCUGCCAGCUGUGUUGGUUCUUCAUGGUCAUUAUGCAGGUUGUGUAGGAGAUCUGCCGAGCUAUGAUGCAUUUACACUUGGAGGACCUUACUCAGUUAGGGGCUAUGGUAUGGGUGAACUGGGUGCAUCUAGGAAUGUUCUGGAGGUUGCUGGUGAGGUGCGCAUACCCGUGAAGAACACAUAUGUUUAUGGAUUUGCUGAGCAUGGCACCGACCUUGGGAGUUCCAAGGAUGUGAAAGGGAACCCUACUGAGUUCUUCCGACGCGUUGGCCAUGGAUCUUCUUAUGGUGUUGGCGUCAAGCUUGGCUUGGUAAGAGGAGAGUACAUCGUAGAUCACAAUACUGGGGCUGGAACCGUCUUCUUCAGAUUUGGCGAGAGAUUCUGA
Triticum turgidum subsp. durum (durum wheat) is the source of this 2433-nucleotide messenger RNA. The record is from the annotation of a GenBank genome assembly. Lineage: Eukaryota; Viridiplantae; Streptophyta; Magnoliopsida; Poales; Poaceae.